Etheostoma cragini (Arkansas darter) is the source of this 3453-nucleotide messenger RNA. It is a transcript of the gene mllt3, whose product is annotated as MLLT3 super elongation complex subunit. Lineage: Eukaryota; Metazoa; Chordata; Actinopteri; Perciformes; Percidae. The transcript is spliced from 14 exons. The record is from RefSeq and is a predicted model, not a curated record. Gene Ontology annotation, biological process: regulation of DNA-templated transcription. Bases 150 to 1952 code for a protein of 600 amino acids. Gene Ontology annotation, cellular component: super elongation complex.
GUCGAUGACAGCCGGCGAGGCUUUGAAAGUCUUGAGUCUGAUUUCAGUGCAGGAGAGACCAUGUCCGCCGUCAUAGGCAAACUGUACUCACCUCUACUCUCAUUUAAAACUCAUUCUCCAUGAAAUAACAGUAACGCGGGCCCUCAAGGAUGGCCAACUCGGGGGCUGUUCAGGUGAAACUCGAGCUCGGUCAUCGUGCCCAGUUCCGAAAGAAGCCCACAGUGGAAGGUUUUACCCACGACUGGAUGGUGUUCGUCCGGGGACCGGAGCACAGCAACAUCCAGCACUUUGUGGAGAAAGUCGUGUUUCACCUGCACGAAAGCUUCCCUAAACCAAAAAGAGUGUGCAAGGAUCCACCGUACAAAGUGGAGGAGUCUGGAUACGCCGGCUUCAUCUUGCCCAUUGAAGUUUACUUCAGAAAUAAGGAAGAACCGAAGAAAGUUCGCUUUGAUUACGACCUGUUCCUCCACCUGGAGGGCCACCCACCGGUCAAUCAUCUUCGCUGUGAGAAGCUCACCUUCAACAACCCAACGGAGGAGUUUCGUAGGAAGCUACUGAAAGCCGGAGGGCAACGGGAUCCUCACAAACGAAGUUCAGAAGACUCAAAAGUGAUGGUAAUGCAGGAGGGCUCCACCUCCCUAUUCAGCCACAACCUGAAGCUGCCUACACUUCCCAACAGCUCGCUGACAUCCACCUUCUCUGACCCAAAGAAGAGCAAAAGCUUCCAUGGGUCAAAGGAUGGCUCCAAAGGAAGCAGCACCACCCUUCUCACCACCGCCACAACCACCACCAACACCAACAGCAGCAGCUUCUCAAAACUCCACAAACCCUCAAAGGACAACAAAGAUAAGCCUCCAAAAGACUUGAAAGAGCCAAAAAGUGCCUUUAGAGACUCUGGCUGGGAACCCAGCAAAGCCCCCAAAGAACCUUCCAGGAAACCCAAAGAGAACCAACCACUUAGAGAUAUGAAUCCUAAGAUGGGCUUUAAGGAACCCAAGUCUUUGUCCAAGGAGCAUCGGACUGAGGGAAUGACCCACGGGUCAUCGCUAAACAAGCAACUGCCCACCCCCGAUAGUGACGAACAUGUGACCAAAAAACGUAAAAAGGGAUUUGUAGAUCCAUCAGGGAAGCAUACAUCAGGGCCUGAAUCUCAACAUUUGGAUAAGAAACUCUUGAAGGAUAGAUCACAGAUGCGAAUAAGUAAACAGCGAGCAGAAGGCGACGAGGCAGAGCACAGGAAGGUGUUGCCACUUCCGCCAUUCCAGGAACUGGUGGACCCCAAUGACUCUGAUAUGGAGGACCAGUCCACCAAGUCAGAUUCAGAGCAACCCAGUCCAGCCAGUUCCAGCUCCAGUUCAGGCUUUGCUCACACACACCACAAACGACAAGUGGUGGACUUCAUCAUCAGGAAAAGGGUGGCUAUCCCUGCCACCACCCACACAGUGCUGGGCCCACUGCAGUCAGUCAUGCAGGAUCUGCACUCGGACGACAACGAUGAAGAUUCCGACAACGACAAUGACCAUGACAUGGACUCUGAAAGCGAGCGGCCAGCGCACACACAUCUUACACACCACCAACGCAGGGUCAGUUUGAGUGAUGGCAGUGAGAGCGACAGCUCCUCACACUCACCCCCAUGCCGCAAUGAAGCCCCCCCCUUACUAAAGACUACUAAUAACCAGAUACUGGAAGUGAAGAGUCCCAGCAAGCAGAGCAAGCAGGACAAGAACAGAAACUUAGAUUGUGACAAGGCGUACCUGGACGAGCUGGUGGAACUGCACAAAAGAUUGAUGACGCUCAGAGAAGGUCAUAUCCUGCAACAGAUUGUGAACCUGAUUGAAGAGACGGGACACUUCCACAUCACAAACACUACGUUCGACUUCGACCUUUGCUCCUUGGACAGAAGCACAGUCCGCAAGCUGCAGAGCUACCUGGAGACGUCCGGGCUGUCCUGAGCCCCGGAGCAGCGGGCUGCUGGAUCUCGGUCUCCACGUAGACUUUGGAUCUUUCUUGAACAAACUCCCAACUUUGGAUGCAAAGCAAAAGCCCCGCUGUGGGCGGGUCCAGUUGCUGGGUCUAGCCUGCUGAUUGGACCGCUCUGAAUACAAAGGAACCAGGGCCACGUGUUGUUGGGGGGGGCGGUGAGCCCUGUGGAUCAGGAGAUCACCCAGAAAGCCUUGAAACGUCACUUGAUUUCAAAAAAAUAAAAAAACAAGUGAGGACUUGUUGCUCUUAAUGAAUGUGCAUAUUUUUACCAUUUCUGUUCUUUGAUUUAUCGUUCGUUGGGAAAAAUGCAUGGUCGACAUCGCCUUACUACAUUGUAAGUUUUAUUUAUUGAAGUGUGUGUGUGUGUGUGCGUGUGUGUGUGUGUGUGUAAGCACUUGACAGCAGCGUAUAUUUGACUCUGUGUGACAGUUGAGCAUUACUGAAUGUAAUACUGAAUCAUUUCCAUGGGAACAAAAAAUUGCCAGAGCAGGUGUGAAGGUGACGCACGUACAUUAAUAUUCCAGUCUAGAGAAGAAGCAGAUCCCGAGGUCCAGAUACAGAUCCAGCCUGGCUGGGGGAGAACGGAGGCGUUGGAACUGUACAUCCAAGUCCAUGUUGGUACCCCCCAAGGGCUAGUCUAAAAAAUAACGCUACAGCUGUUCUUAUCUCCCUCUGCCUCAUGGAUCUGACCAAUAAUUUUCACUGAAACGUCUUUUUCUACAAACAAACUUCAUCAUGACGUACAGUGGCUUUGAAUCCCUCUUACAGGAAGCUUGUGGUUAUUGAUUCCAUAUUUCUAAUAUUGCAUUUAUUAUAAAGCCCAACUCACAGACUCGUUAGAUUAACGUGGUCAUGUGGACUCCACAUGCAGGAGAGAGGUUGGUUUUCCACACCAGCGCGUCUCAAGUGCAACACCAUUUGGCAGUUUUUUAUUCCCAUAUUGUGACACUGUAGAAACAAGACUGGAGCGAGCUGAGCACUAAGGACUAAAGUGAACGUUGUCAUGCUAUUGGUACCAAAUCCAGGACUAAUGUGCUGCACCAGGUCCUGCUCAGCUUCAGGGCCAAAUGCAGAGUAAAUAGACCCGCUUGGUUUAGGGUACUACUACUGUUGGGGAAAUCCUUCUCUCUUUGUAGAACAGACCGAGCCCUGGAAGAGGAAAGGGGGAACAAAGUCCCAGCAUGCAGUCCGACCGCUCCUGCAUUUCUGAAAUGUGUGAAAUAUUUUGGUUAGAUUUAACAAAAGAGAGAGCCAAAGGGAAUUUUUGGCAGACGAGUACUGUUACGGGUGUCUUUUAUUUAUUUUGUGGGUGUUUGAGUUGCAUCCGUUUCCCGAGGAGAACGCCUCUGUUUGAUUUUUAAAGUUCAGGAUUCACCUUGAAGGGCUUCCUCACCCUGUGUUCUGUCUUAUGCUUUCUUGUGUAUUUUGAGGACAUACAAUAAAUAUUCUGUAUGAUGUACAGAGGAGUUA